GGUUUGCGCGGCGUCUGGGUGCCUGGCCGCCGCCUCUACGCCGUCCCGCGGGCCGGGCAUGGGCGCCGGCGCCGGCACCAUGAGUGUCCUGGGCAGCCCUGUCCGCGCCUACGACUUUCUGCUCAAAUUCCUGUUGGUGGGCGAUAGCGACGUGGGCAAAGGCGAGAUCCUGGCGAGUCUGCAAGACGGCGCGGCCGAGUCCCCAUACGGCCACCCGGCGGGCAUCGACUACAAGACCACCACCAUCCUGCUGGACGGGCGGCGCGUGAAGCUGCAGCUCUGGGACACGUCCGGGCAGGGGAGGUUCUGCACCAUCUUCCGCUCCUACUCGCGGGGCGCACAGGGCGUGAUCCUGGUCUACGACAUCGCGAACCGCUGGUCCUUCGACGGCAUCGACCGCUGGAUCAAGGAGAUCGACGAGCACGCCCCCGGCGUCCCUAAGAUCCUGGUGGGGAACCGCCUGCACCUGGCCUUCAGGCGGCAGGUGCCCACGGAGCAGGCGCAGGCCUACGCGGAGCGGCUGGGCGUGACCUUCUUCGAGGUCAGCCCUCUGUGCAACUUCAACGUCACCGAGUCCUUCACGGAGCUGGCCAGGACCGUGCUGCUGCGGCACGGGAUGGACCGGCUCUGGCGGCCGAGCAAGGUGCUGAGCCUGCAGGACCUGUGCUGCCGCGCGGUGGUGUCCUGCACGCCCGUGCACCUGGUGGACAAGCUCCCGCUGCCCUUGGCCCUGAGGAGCCACCUCAAGUCCUUCUCCAUGGCCAGCGGCCUGAACGCCAGGAUGAUGCACGGCCGGUCCUACUCGGUGGCCGCCGGCCCCGCCCACAAGAGGAGCAGCCUCCGCAAAGGCAAGGCCGCCCGGCCGCCCCAGAGCCCGCCCAAGCGCGGCAGCAGGAACAGCUGCAAAGUCUCCUAAGGAAGGAGGAAGGCUCAGGAGGGGCGCCUGCCGGACCCCCGGACCCCCCGGGAGAGGGCGCCCCGGGGCUGGGAGGCCGUUCCAGGUCCGAGAGGCGCCGGCCCACCCCGCACGGCGACCGUGCCGCUCUGCGCGGCGAACGCCCGGCCCACGGUUCGCCUCCGCCGUUUCCACGUGGGUGUGCAUGAAGCUGUCGUGUUAGUCGUGUGUCUACCACGGGGGCGUCGGUCCUCCGAGUGUUACCUACCCCACGAUUGCGGUGCAGCUUUUCCCUCGAGAUAACUGCUCCUACGCGAAGGGCGGGGUGCGGGCGCGGCGUGCACCGCCAGGGGCCUCGGACAGCAGCGCCGGGGGAGUCCGAGUCCGCGCCGGGGGAGGGGCCUCUCCCCGACCCUGCUCUCCACUCUUGUCCGAGCCCUGACGUGUACACGCCGCCCACGCCCAGCGCCCCGCCCAGCUCCUUACAAAAGGGUUUGAUAAAACUUUUUGCUAUGUUAUUUACUACGUUUGGGGAUUAAUAAGUGAUUUAUAUGCAUAUUUUUCUGUAAAUCUACAUUUUUUGUAUAAAAUACCCCACGAGUUAUGAAGCUAAGAAACGAAAAUGCCAAAGAUACCUCGAGUUCCACCGGACCGAGCCAGGGCGGCGCAGGCCAGAGCCAGGGCGGCGCAGGCCAGAGCCAGGGCGGCGGAGGUCGGAGCCAGGGCGGCCGGCGGUGCAGGCAGAGCGCGCCCCCUCGCGGCAGAGGAUGCCGCUCGGCCGGGGCGCGUGUGCCCGGUUCGCGGCGGGGUCGCUGGCGGGUCCUCUCCGACUGUGUGUGCUUCACAGCCCUUCCCUUCAUUCUCCCCCUCGCCUGUCCCUGGCGCCCCGCGUCAGCGCUGGUCCGCUGCGCUGGCGACUGGCCUCACUCCUGAGCGGUGUCAUCUGUUGAAAAAGGUUCCUUUUCCCGGAAAGAAACGUAGAGGCAGGCAGCGGGGAGUACGGUUAACCCUUGAGCAGCGCGGGGUCAGCGGGGCCGGCCUCCUGUGCAGUCGAAAACCCCGUAUAACCGCAGCCAGCCCGAUGCACACGUGGGUCCCCACCACGGGGGCCCGUGAGCGACUGGUCCACGGGACGCAGCACGUGACCCGUGCCGCUGGAGCCCGCCGAGUCCCAGGGCCGCCGUGUGCCGAGGUCGCCGGUCUGAGAAACGCCGACAGGUGCCCUGCAGCCCCCUGGUGCCUGGCAGACGGUGGCGGCCACGCCCCCAACAGACGGGUCCCUAUCUGCGACCGCAAGUGAUGGGAAGAACCCCGCAGGGUCUCUCGCGCCUGGCGUACCUGCUUGCUGUCUCUCUGCGGCAGCUGGAGGUGGGAAGGAAGGACUCAGAGAAUAACUUGAGAUGAGAAAAUGCCCGGAUGUCCUCAGUUUCUGUUAAUAGUUUAUAGAUUUUUAGGAAUUUAAGGGACCCUAGAAUGGGAAGCAGCAACACACCUUCAUUCAGGCCCAGAAAGGGGCAAUGAGCAUGGCCACCCACGGCCACUGAAGGCCUGAAGCCAGACAGGACGGGACAAAUGUCCACAGGGGAGCGGGCGAGUGGACAGCAGGGGACAAUGCCCCUCAGGGAGCUGCUGGCCUGUGAGGACACCCUGCUGGGGCCGUGCCACCCUUCUGUGCUGGGCAGUGGGCGGAGAGAGAGAAGGGCUGACCCACCGACCACGAACGCUGGGACAGGCGAGGGGGGCGUCUCUGCCCCACCUGCAACCAGGAGAGGCAGGGCGAGGUCCGGGCGGAAGGAGCCUCUCCCCGCUCUGAAGAGCCCGAGUCUCAGAACCGCAGGGAAGCGGGGUGUGGAACCCACAGAUGGCAGCAGCUACUGGGGACGGUCCCCCGGCUGCAAGGUCGAACUGGGCCAAACGGCGUUCUUUCCCCCCUUCCGUGUCCUUCUUGUUUUCUUAAUUGAAGGUGACCCGGGAUGACCCCUGGUGUCCUAGCAGGACCAUAAUGAAGUUCCCGUGGCCUCUGUGGCAGGCAAUCUCACAGAGCACGCCGGCUGCCUAGAGGCCCCAGUCUUCCGCAGACAAGGCCACCGGGGGUCACCAGGGCUGGGAGAGGCGGGAGGGAACUCCCUCCACCCCGGCAACUCUGGAGGGAGCAAGGCCCUGCCCACACCUGGAUUUCGGACGCUGGCCUGCAGAGUUGGGAGAUGACAAAGUUAGGACACUCAUAUGACACGGGAGAAAGUGCCUCAGCAGAUCAAAGUGGCAUUUGUGUGAAAUAAAAACAAUACACCCCUAACACAGGAUGUGCUAAGUAGAAGCAUGCAUGUUUUGGUGGUAAAUAUACAGAAAAUAUCAUUAAAAUGUAAACUG
Messenger RNA from Phyllostomus hastatus (greater spear-nosed bat), 3265 nucleotides. It is a transcript of the gene RAB40B, whose product is annotated as RAB40B, member RAS oncogene family. Gene Ontology annotation, biological process: intracellular signal transduction; protein localization to plasma membrane. The transcript has 6 exons. NCBI's taxonomy places the organism in Eukaryota, Metazoa, Chordata, Mammalia, Chiroptera, Phyllostomidae. The record is from RefSeq and is a predicted model, not a curated record. Gene Ontology annotation, molecular function: GTPase activity; GTP binding. Gene Ontology annotation, cellular component: synaptic vesicle; plasma membrane; endosome. Bases 59 to 916 code for a protein of 285 amino acids.